UGUUGGAGAAACUUCAGGAGUUCACAAUGGGGUCCGGAACAGCGUCCCGGUGUUGGGAUCUGUUUGUUGUUUUGUUUCUGCUACCGCCGUUUAUCUACGCCAACCGGAUUAUCACAGACACACCGGAGCUCCAGAAAUCCACCAUCACCGGGCUGGGGGUAAAGGAGCACUCGCAGAUUGUAGGCCAGCACAAUAGACUCCGCAGCCGGGUCAAACCCAUGGCAGCUAACAUGCAAAAAAUGGAGUGGAAUGAGAAGUUGGCCCUACUUGCAAAGAAGAGGGCAGCAUCGUGUCUCACAGACCCCGCUCCUCAACACGCCUCAUCUUUCAGCCAUAUUGGGUGGAACACACAUCUCUCUGCUGAUGGUGUCACCUCAUUUUCUGAUGCUAUUCACUCUUGGUUUGAGGAGGGGAAAGAUUUUCUCUACUUGAGUGGGCAAUGUAGGGAGAAUGCCACCUGUCAACACUAUACACAGUUGGUGUGGGCCACUUCAAGUAACGUGGGCUGUGCCAGCCAGCUGUGUCUGAGGGAAGGAGAUGUAUCGGAGAUCUUUGUCUGUGCAUAUUACCCUGGGGGUAACUGGGAAGUGAAUGGUUGGCUGGUGAUGCCCUAUAAGACGGGGCUGUACUGCUCUCUCUGCACCUCUUCCAUGUCUGGCUGCUUUAGACUCUGGGAUCAUGUAGGUGGAUUAUGUGAAAUCCCAAGGAAUCCAUGUCGAAUGAGCUGUGGUCAACACGGCCAUCUGAACAUCUCAUCCUGCAAGUGUACGUGUGACCCAGGCUUCACCGGACGCCUCUGCCAGGUACGGUGCAGUGUGCAGUGUGUACACGGUCGGUUCAAAGAAGAAGAAUGCUCUUGCUUGUGUGAUGUUGGCUAUGGUGGUGCUGAGUGCGCAGAGAAAGUGCAGUUUCCCUUCCACAGCUGUGAUGUGAUGAUAGAUGGUGACUGCUUCAUGGUGUCUUCAGAUACUGACACCUACUAUGGAGCAAAGAGUCACUGUCAGGUGAGAGACAGGUGUGUGUCGUCCACUGAGAGAGUGAGACAAGCUCUACAGUCAUACUGUCAUAGAACUCUACAUAUUUCAUUCAACUUCCAGUGUAGCCUUGUCUUUUGUUUACACCACCAGGACCGACGAGGUAUUCUAGUUCAGAUCCACAAUCAGAAGGUUCAGGACAUCCUGGCGUUUUACCUCAGCCAGCUGGAGACGAGCAACGAGGUCACCAACAGUGACUUUGAGACCCGAAAUUUCUGGAUGGGUUUGACAUACAAGCCUCUGAAAGACUCAUUUCGCUGGGACACAGGAGAGAUCCCUACUUUCAGCAGCUUUGCCUUCGGGCAACCUGACAACCAAGGCUUUGGAAACUGUGUGGAGCUGCAGGCAGCAAGUGCCUUUAACUGGAACGACCAGCGAUGUAAAACGCAGAACCGAUACAUUUGCCUGCAUGCUGCUAAGCACAUUGCCCAAUGGGAGGACAGCAGUUGACUUGGAUUUCUCAAACGGGGUGAAACUAACUGUGCAGUAUGUGUUUAAUGUCGGUUGGGACAAUGGCCAUGUUUUUUUCAAUCAUUGUACACAGAUCAAUGUAGUUUAGAUGUACUGUAUAUACUGUACAUGUUUGAGUUUGCAAUUGUUUAUCAUUAAAUGGUUGAAUGUUA
Anarrhichthys ocellatus (wolf-eel) is the source of this 1657-nucleotide messenger RNA. RefSeq names its product C-type lectin domain family 18 member A-like. Bases 27 to 1484 code for a protein of 485 amino acids. The transcript is spliced from 11 exons. Lineage: Eukaryota; Metazoa; Chordata; Actinopteri; Perciformes; Anarhichadidae. The record is from RefSeq and is a predicted model, not a curated record.